AUGGGGCUUUCCUCAUACAUACAGGCUGCUGGUACGACUGGUGUGCUGUUGGCUCAGUUUGCAAAGGCAUCAUUCAAUGUUUUGGAUCUUUCAAAGCAGCAGUGGACUCUUACAAGCCCAAAUUUCCCCAAUAUCUCCGUUCCUGGGAAGGUCCCAUCACACGCCCACGUCGACCUCUACGCGGCGAACAUUAUUAGUGAUCCUUUAAUCGGACUUAACGAUUUCAAUCUUCGCUGGGUUGGCUUUAGUAACUGGACAUAUACCAGUGAAAUCAAUGGACUGUACGAUCAGCAUACCGCGACCGAUACCCUGACCAGCUACCUCGUCUUCAACGGGCUUGACACCUACGCUGCCAUCGAAUUCUGCGGACAACAGAUUGCCAACGCUGACAACCAGUUUCGUCAGUGGGUUUUCAACAUCUCCGAUGUCCUGGCAUCCUGUCAAGACCAGCAACCUCAGCUUGCUGUCAGAUUUGGCGCUGCACCCAACAUCUCGGCAACGAUUGCGGCGGAACCCGGACAGGAGACAUGGCCAAACGGCAUUGAUGAGGUCUAUGAGAUUCCCAACAGACAAUUUAUCCGGAAGGAGCAAUCUGAUUUUGGAUGGGACUGGGGCCCAGCCUUUUCUCCUGCGGGCAUUUGGCAGCCUGCGUACCUAGUCCAGCUUGAUGGGCCGGAAUCUGUAUAUGUUAAAAACUCGGCGUUCGAUUUGUACCGACAUGGUCAGCUGAACAAUUUGCCACCAGAUCAGAUAGCAGACUGGGUUUUUAAUGCGAGCGUCGAUGUUGUCGGAAGCAUCCCUCCUGAAGCUUAUCUCAGAUACUCCAUUGUGGACUUGGACACACAAAAGCAGGUAAGUAGUGGAAAUCUUAGUAACAUUGUGAAUGGAGGGGACGUCAUCACCGGCAUUGCGACUCUCGAUGCUUCUGAAUACGAGCUCUGGUGGCCGAAUGGCCUUGGUGCGCAGAAGCUCUAUAGCAUGAACGUCGAAGUAAUCUCAAAUGAAAAGGCCAUUGCUGCCGUCAGCAAGCGAAUGGGCUUCAGGACUAUAGUUCUCAACAUGGAGCCUAUUAGCAACCUACAGCUUUCCCAGGGAAUCAUUAAUGGUAGCAAUUUUCACUUCGAAAUCAAUGGGCACACUUUCUAUGCUAAAGGCAGCAACUUUGUUCCUCCAGACCCUUUCUGGCCGCGUGUCACACCUGAACACAUCCAUGAGAUUCUCUCCGAUGUUGUCGAUGCUAAUCAGAAUAUGCUACGCGUCUGGUCCAGCGGUGCUUACUCACCUGACUUCAUGUACGAUCUUGCUGAUGAGAUGGGAAUUUUGCUCUGGUGCGAAUUCGAAUUCAGCGUUUCUUUGUACCCAGUUGCACCAGCUUUUCUUGAGAAUGUCCGCCAGGAGGCUGUCUAUCAAGUGCGGCGCGCCAACCAUCAUCCGUCUUUGGCACUCUGGGCCGGUGGAAAUGAAAUGGAGAAGGAUGAGCUACCUGCUGUGAAAUCUCAAGCCCCGGCCCAGUACGAGCGCUACCUGAGCGAGUAUCUAGAGCUGUUCCUCAACACGUUGCUGCCUGCCGUCUAUGGUAACUCUCGGAGCAUCAGCUACAUGCCCUGCAGCACUAACAACGGCUACUUGGAACUCAACUUUAGUUUGCCGAUCCCCUUUGUUGAUCGCCUCUAUAAUACCACGCCUGGUUACUUGUACGGAGACAGCGACUUUUACGAUUAUAAUGCGGCUGAGGCAUGGGAUAUCAAUCAUUAUGUUGCCGGUCGAUUCGCCAACGAAUUCGGCUUCCAUUCUAUGCCCAGUAUCGAGACUUGGCGGGAGGCCAUUCCGGACGACCAACUGACCUUUAAUUCAACCAUGACUGUCUUGCGGAACCACCACUACCCACCAGGCAGCCUCACUACCACGAACACGGCUGACCCUCUCAGAGGCAUGGGCGAGAUGACACUAGGUGUUCAGCUGUGGUAUCCGCAUCCCAUGAAAACCGACCCCGUCGCCAACUUCUCUGCUUGGUGCCAUGCUACCCAGAUUUUCCAGGCCGAUUUUUAUCAUACCAAGAUUCAAUAUUAUCGUGCUGGCUCUGGCAUGCCUCAUCGACAGCUGGGUUCGUUGUAUUGGCAGCUCAACGAUAUCUGGCAAGCGCCGACAUGGUCAAGCAGGGAGUACGACGGCCGCUGGAAGGUCAAUUUUUAUGCGACAAAAGACAUAUUCCAACCUGUUAUCAUUGCCCCAGUCUUCAAUGUCACUACAGGUAUAUUGGAUAUAUACGCGGUUUCCGAUUUAUGGAGCGAUGUCUCGGGUGAGGCCAGCUGGGAAUGGAUUGGCUAUGAUGGCAAACCAGUUGGGUCGGCCAACUUAUCUGUCGAGCGGCAGAAGUUCACAGUCGGGCCAGUCAACUCAACAAUUUUGGCAAGCAUGAAUAUACCUCAGCUCACAGGCAACGGCAGUCUGCCAGCUGCUAAUGCCGUCUUGAUCGCCAACAUUACCGCCACCGGGACGCCUCCCAAUACACAGGGCACCAAAACUUACACCCAUUCCAAUUACUACACUGCUACACCUCUCAGUAAGGCUAAAUUGGUCGACCCAGAGUUGUCAAUCCGCCAAGAGGAGAAUAGCUUCACCGUCACUGCUGAGAAGGGCGUCAGUGCAUUUACGUGGAUCGCACUGGACCCGAGCGAUUCGAGCGCCAUCGUCACGUUUGAAGAUAAUGGUUUCUGGCUUCGGCAGGGCCAAAGUAAAACGGUUGGAUAUAGUGUUCGUGGAUCAAGCCCUGGCUGGGAGGGCCGUGUUACAGUGAGCAGCAUCUGGAACAAUACCCUACCUUCGUGA
This is a messenger RNA of Trichoderma atroviride IMI 206040, 2829 nucleotides long. The record is from RefSeq and is a predicted model, not a curated record. NCBI's taxonomy places the organism in Eukaryota, Fungi, Ascomycota, Sordariomycetes, Hypocreales, Hypocreaceae.